AUGUCACGCCGGAAGCAGAAACGACCCCAGCAGCUCGUUAACUCGGACCCGGGGGGCACGCGGUUACUAUCGCACGAUGACCAGCUGUCAGCAAAGUCACCGUCCAUGUCUCUGGGCUCAGAACUGACCUCAUCUGGGUCCUCCUCGUCCUCCCCCACCUCGCUCGAAGGCCGACAGCCCCCCCUGGCCCCUCGGCCGUCCCCCGGGGGUCUCCACGCACCCUCCCUCCCCAGCGAAAGCUCUCCGCCCCCCCACUGGCCCAGCCACAUCGCCCCCUACACCACCUCUCUUCCCAACACCCACUCAUCCCUCUCUCCAGACUUCCCUCAUUCCUCUUUAUCCUCCCAGACCCAAUCCCUGCCACUCAACCUCAAUCAGACAUCGGGCCACCCCCUCUCCCAUCAGGCCCACUCCCACGCCACUAUGACCUCACCACAGAUGGGCAGCUCUGCCACCAUCACUACCUCCUCCUUGUCCUCCUCCUCGUCUAGCCUCCCUCCCCGCCGGGAGAGCACCAGUCCUGGGCAUCAGAAUGGCUCCAGCCCCCUGGUGCCAGGGCUAGGCCAGAUCCAGGUGCCACCGACCCUGGCUGUGCUCCUGGAGGAGCUGAGGGUGCUGCAGCAGAGGCAGAUCCACCAGAUGCAGAUGACUGAGGAGAUCUGUAGGCAUGUUCUCCGGUUAGGAGGGGCCAUCUAUACCCAAGACACCUCCCAGGCUGGUAGUGGAGAGAAGAACCAAAUACCUACAGCAGGAUCCCCCUCCCCACCACAUCAUCCCUGCUCUGCCCCUGUCCCAUCCUCGGCCUCCCCUCUCCUGGCCGGCCUCCCCUCCCUCCUCCCCCAGCUCACUGUGUCCAAGCCCAGCCUCUCCUCUCACACUAAUGGGAGCAGAGCCCCAAACUCCUCUACCUCGCCCUCAUCCUCUUCCUCCACCACUUGGAGCUCCUCGAUAGCCUCCUCCAUGCAUCCUCUGUCCCUGGGUCUCCCCCCGCACUAUCUCCACGAGAAAUCCUCCAACACCUCCCCCUUUGGCCACAACAACGGGGUCAGCUUCCCCACCCUGCCCCUCCCCACCUCCAGCCACUCCCAGGACCACCUGCUGCAGUCCAGCUCCUCCCUGGGGUCCUUGUCCUCAGCAGGACGUCCUCAGCAUGCCUGUAAGUUUUGUGGGAAGGUCUUGAGCAGUGAUUCCUCGCUACAAAUCCACCUGCGCUCCCACACGGGUGAGAGGCCCUACCACUGUCCCGUCUGCCUCAGUCGCUUCACCACCCGCGGGAACCUCAAAGCCCACUUCCUGCGUCACCGCGAGCAGAACCCUGAGCUGUCGCUCUCGCUCCUCCCCCCGGCUCUGGAGCAGCCCAGCCCUGCCCCCGUCGCCGCCACCACCGGCCAGAGACGUAGGAAGCGCCGGGCAGAAGACGAGGAACCGCCGUUCGGAGGCGUGAAAGGAAUGACGGAGGGAAUGGCGCUCGGUUUCCUUUCCGGGGCGUCUCCUCGCCCCCCCCCUUCCUCUAUACCUAUGCCACCCAGUAUGGAUAUGGCACUGUUGUCCACUGCUCACUCCCUUUUACAGCUGAACAGGGCCUCUGCUGCAGCAGGCAGCGCCUCAGGUAGUGUGUUACCGCCAUCAUCCUCAUCCUCCAUGGGUGGCCAGUUCAAAGGGGCGAAGCAGCAGAGGUUUGAUGAGAACACACCUCCACACUCCGCCCUCCACCCAGGCUCCCCCUACUCCCAGCUGGCCCACUUCCCCAAAAUCCUCUUCCCCGGAGGACCCUCGCCCCACCACCUCGCCCUCCUCCGUCCCCCGGGGACCCACCCCUCUACCUCCCAUCUCACCUCCCCCCACACCCAGCUUCCCUUCCCUCCCUAUCCUAAACUCCCCACGUCCUCCCCUUCCUCCUCCUCCACCACCUCCUUCACCCAAACCUCCGACACCUCCAAGUUGCAGCGACUGGUCCAGAAGCUGGAGAAGCAGCCCCAGGGCGGGGGCCAGUUUUCCUCCUGCGGCCCAGCAGACGGCUCCUCAAACGGGGACACCCACGGCCACGACCUGACCACAAGUUCCAGCGCCUACCGCAGGGAGAUGAUGGCAGCCCUGGGCCUUGGCCCCAACCCCAACACUGAGGCCAUGGUGAGCAGGCGGGGACAGGGUCUCCCUGUAUCCACCGAUCCCGCCCUGGCCCCUAACCAGUGUGGGGUGUGCCUGCGGGUGCUCUCCUGCCCCAGGGCCCUGAGUCUCCACCAGGCCACCCACCUGGGCGAACGCCCCUUCCCCUGUAAGCUGUGUGGACGCUCCUUCUCCACUAAAGGAAGCCUGAGGGCCCACCUCGCCACCCACCGUGCCCGCCCGCCCAACGCCCGCACCCAGAACUCUUGCCCGCUGUGCCCACGCAAGUUCACCAAUGCCCUGGUGCUGCAGCACCACAUCCGCAUGCACCUGGGGGGCCAGAUACCCCCAGGGGGAGAGGGGGAGGAAGGUACAGAUAUGACCCAAGAAGAUCUGGGCCAAAUGACCACAGCCUCUCCAUCCAAUCCCUCCAGCCUCCAAGGCCUGCACCCCCUGGCUUUAAAAAUGACCAGCUCCAUCUCUAACCCUGACUCGCUGGUCAGCAGCUUAGACUUCGGAGUUCCGGCAACCAAGCAAUCCCAGGCAGCUGACCCGAGCCCCCCUAUAGAGGGGGAGUGUGAACCCUCGCCCUCCACGGCCAGCAUUAGCCCACCUCUGACCCAUAAUCCCUCCCCAGAAGACCCCAUGCUCCUGGGGGAAAGAUCUGAGUCAGACUCCGGCCCGUCUGCAGCCUCUCUGGAAGACUUGCAAGACUCCCCAGCUGACCUUUCGAACGCCAGCCCAAUUAGUCUACCCAAGACAUCCUUGACCAGCUCCUUGCCAGCCUCAGUGGGGAAUGGUGAGGAAGAGGAGGAGGAAAACAUCCCUCUUGCCCUCUGUGUCUCUAGACCAGCAUUGGAUACUGAUGGUAGUAGGUCAGGAGGGCUCAUCAAUGGUUCUGGCUCAACCACAGUGAACCAGACCAACUCUCCAGAUGGACUCAUCCCCAGUCCUGAAUCUGAUUCCACCCCGAAAUCCCCUGCCACCCUUAACCCCUCACCCACGCUCACCCCUCCUGCCAGCCCUAAAGCAGCUUCAGAGCCAGCCCAGUCCCCCAGUAUCACCCCACCGGAGCCCAGUCCUGAACGGGAGACAGACCCACUUGAAGGGGCGAGUGAGAGCACAGCAUCCAGAGAUACCUCAUCGGUCGAGGGGCCUGAGAGAGAGAAGCAGACCCCUAGCUCCACGGAGGAGAGUGAUAGGGCUCCAGAGGAACCAGAGGCCUCCCAGCUAGCCACCCCAGCCUCAACGCCCUCCAAACCCUACUCCUGCACCCUGUGUGGGAAGGCAUACGCCAGUCGCAGUGGAUUAAAGGGACACAUGAAGACACACCCUAUGUUGACCAACGUUCCCACCGGGACUCCUCCUCCCGCCACCCUGACCAAUGACAAUGAAACUACGGAGGAUCCGAGUUCGGUCUCAGCAAAUGGAAAGGAGGAUGAAAAGUAA
Messenger RNA from Salvelinus namaycush (lake trout), 3555 nucleotides. Its product is annotated as sal-like protein 2. Gene Ontology annotation, cellular component: nucleus. Gene Ontology annotation, biological process: regulation of transcription by RNA polymerase II. The transcript has 3 exons. NCBI's taxonomy places the organism in Eukaryota, Metazoa, Chordata, Actinopteri, Salmoniformes, Salmonidae. The coding region runs from base 1 to 3555 and encodes 1184 amino acids. The record is from RefSeq and is a predicted model, not a curated record. Gene Ontology annotation, molecular function: RNA polymerase II cis-regulatory region sequence-specific DNA binding; DNA-binding transcription factor activity, RNA polymerase II-specific.